CCGCCCUCCCGCUCGCCGUGCGUAUCUUCACUACGCCUGACUGCCGGCUCACAGCCUUGUUUCUCUUGCCCGUCCAUAUCGACGUAUCUUUGUUCUGACCUUGCUGGGCAGCUAAUCACCGGUAACUCCAGUAACCUGCUGUUCAACCUAGUUAACAUUUACCCUGUAGCUCGGUCGCUCCGUCUUGGAAGAUCCACGCUGCAUCCACGUCUUGACGUGCCACCAACGGAGCACGGGUUCUAUUCACACCAGUCUGUCUGGGUCGCGCUUUAUUUUUUGCAACUGGCCCAAUUUAAAAGUAUUUGGCUCCUCCCACGACUAGUGUCAUUGCCGCCACCGCCACCGCCAGUGCUGCGCUUGCUCGACUCGUUCAACUUCUCAGUUGUCAAGAGUGAAGGUUCAUCGGUAGCCGUUGCAAUCACCUCGUCAAGGUGAGGGCAUGGCUCAUGAGGAGAUCCGGAAGUUUGAGAAUUUGACGUUAGACCCGAAUUUUGCGAAUACAUCUGCGUUGACCGAAAAUGGACAUGGGCGUGGGGAUGUGCCAAACGCGAAUGGCAGUGCUAGGCGAGUUCCUUCUGAUACCGCUAAAUCAAACCACCAACAUACAAGACCCCUAGAGGGAAGUGAUGGUCCAUUGAAGGACGCCCAUGUCCCGACGCCUCCCAUCCCUGUGCCUUGUCCUGAAGACCAUCAUUUCAGAACGGGUGCGGCCGAUGACCUGGAAUAUAACCAUCACCCUCGUUAUAUCCAUCCAUCGCCACUCGAGCAGUUUGCCCGAAACGAUCAACCUUCACUCAGCCACAAUGCUGAUUACUCGCUUGAUCCUGGAUGCCGGAACCAACUGGAAAUCCCAGCAAUCGAUCUGAGGCACGGUGUCGACCCGUCUGUGGAUAGCUUGUCUCAUCAGGAACGCGACUCCGGAAGCUCCGCAAAUGUGUUUCCUAUCGGUUCACCUCCCCGGGACUUUUUCUCCAGACCAGUGGAGAGCUGUGGGGGUGACACUGAGCCUGCUGGGGAGCGCCCCACCUCUCUCACAUCUCUAUCCACUGCUUCCCCUGUCACUGAUGAAGUGCGUACGCCUCCGGAAACAAACCGGGACAUAUUUUUGUCACCAUUUUCAGCUUCUCCAAGGGUCUACCGCCCUGCAUCUUUGGAUGAUGCGACCGGUUGGUCUGGCCUUGUCCCUCAGCCGUUUGGCAGUCGGUCAAAAGGCUAUACUCUAGGCAGGGAUGGCAGUUUGCGGCACAACCUAUGUCAUGACUCCGGUCGCUCUACCAACUCAAGUGGUAAAUCUCCAGCCAGCACGUUUCUGUCCCUAUGGAGUCGCGAUGAGGUUCCCCCGAAACCUGAUGAUGAAGGUCAAGUUGUAGGGACAGACUAUGUGAUCGGCAAGCAGAUUGGUUUUGGAGGAUUUAGCACAGUGAAGGAAGCAUUUAAGGUUAAUGGAGAUGGUGGACCGGAACGGUUUGCUGUUAAAAUUGUGAGGAAGCACCUCGCCGGCCAGAGCGAACGUGAAAAUGAUCAAGUCCAAGCCGAAUUCGAUCACGAAGUGCGCAUUUGGCGAUACCUAAACCACCCUAACAUUUUGCCACUCGAAGCAGUUUACGAAACCGACUAUGCUACAUUUUGCUUCACAAAAUUAACCACAAGGGGAACCUUGUUCGACCUGAUCCGCAGACAUCGCCAAGGCCUUCAAAUGAACACUGCCCGAAACUAUGCAUAUCAAUUAGCGUCCGCUAUUAGAUACCUGCAUGAGGAUGCACGUGUUGUCCAUCGAGAUAUUAAGCUUGAAAACUGUCUUCUGGAUGCACCGGUUUCUAACCAAUAUGAUGACGCAGCCCACUUAAUCCUAUGUGACUUUGGAAUGGCGGAAUGGAUGACAUCGGAAAACGGUGGUGGAAGCUCACCUGAUCCGUACGACAAUGCAGCAGAUCGACCACCUCCAAAAGCCAUAGGCCCUUCUGACACAAGCACCAGUGUUGCUGGAAGCCUGGAAUAUGCCUCUCCGGAGCUGUUAUCAUCUGUGGAUGGACUUAUUGAUCCAAUUGUGGAUAUAUGGGCGUUUGGAGUUGUUGUCUUUGCUCUGGUCGUGGGUUCUCGGCCUUUUCAAGACUCCUUUAAACCACGAAUCAAACUCAAUAUUAUGGGUGGUCGUUGGGAUAGAAGUUCUGUCCUGAAAGGUCAUGGUGAUCUUCAAGAUCGACGGAACGCAUUGGAGUUAAUCCAGGGCUGUUUGGAUAUGGAUCCGACGAGGAGAUGGACCAUUCGGGAAGUGUUACAAUGCCGUUGGUUUCAGGGGUGUUCUGACAGCGCAGACCACGCUGGCGAUACUCCGCAAUGGGGAUUUUAGGCCCUGCGUUCUAUCCACUUUGAUUGCGUCCGUUUUACUUGGGGUAUUUUACGCCGGUUAUGUAAGAAACCACCAAGGUCUGAUGCAAUCAUACGGUGUCCAAGGCGGAUUUUUCAUUCAUUCUGAUUUUCAUCCAUGCACUUUAUAUCCCUUGUUGUGUUAGCGUUCGUAUUUGAUACCCGUGACUGUCAUCUGCCAAAUGGUUGUCGCAUCUACCUAUUAUAUACCUAUCUGCACUCUUUUUUUUUCUGACCUGGAAGGGGCCGGCCUUUUGUUCAUUGACGGUUUAGGGAGUCUAUUUACGAUUGCAUCCGAUUGCAUCCGAGUGUUAUGCUUCCUUAUGCCAUCACGAAUUUCCUUUCCCUUCUCUUCAUUUUUUCUCUUCAGCAGAUCAUGUCCACUUUUGCUUAUGCAUUGAUGAAAUUGAAUCGCGUGCGGCUGGCUGGAAUUUUGAGAAGUUUCCGUUUUCCAUUUCGGUUUCGAGUUAUGGUUUUUUUUUUAAUUCAUUUUAUCACCCUACUCCUAAUUAGUUUGUUCUUAGCGCUGUCACCGCCUCUUAAAACAUCUCAGUUUUGUUGUGUGUAUUACUGUCGAAUCAACCCCAACUUCUCCCCAAUUCUCUCAUCAUCAUUUUACCUUUCCCUUUAUCCCCUUUCUUUUCCUAGGGAAUGAUAAAACUCCAACGCAAGAGUAUUCCCACCGCACUCUGUCAUUGUUCCCUGCCCAUACCCAAAAGGCGUUCUUGCUUUUGGUCUAACGGGACAAACAGAUCAUGUGUCGACUAUACAAAAUGCAGUUUCAAGGCUUUUAAGGAUGGUGACAGGCAGUGUUUGUAUCUGGAGACUUUCCACUCACGACGUGACCUACCUCAUCCUCCAUAGGUUCUAUCCCGCUUCUUGUUCUCUCUAGGGUUUCCCUGUUCUUUGCGUUGUCGUUUUAUUCGUGGUUUCUAGCGGGAUUUGUGGCCCGGUUCGCUUUUCUACCAGGCUCUGUUCUCGUCCUACGUCCCGUUUGAAUUUGAUUCUCUGCCUUUCCGCAGAUAUUGCUAGAUCCUUCUUUCCACCUUUUUCUUUUGUUUUGUUUUUUUUUUUUUUUUUUCUUGCGCGAGCUUUUAGAUUGCACUCUCUAUGCUUCUGAGUUUUCUCUUCUUUUCUUUUCUUGUGUUUUUAUAUCCCAUCAAUGGCAUUUUUGUACUUAGUUGGGCGUUUUAUGAGAGUGGUGAACCCCUUCACUGAUGAACACGAUAAUGUUGAUAAUACGAUGCAAGCGGACGUGUUAAUAAAACGUUUAGGGGAAAGGGACAAGGGGUUAACCUGUAUGUUAAGUAAUUAAUUAGUGUUAGAUUCCAAGAAGUGAAAUUGUGAAUUUAAAAACUUGUU
Histoplasma capsulatum G186AR is the source of this 3729-nucleotide messenger RNA. Its product is annotated as serine/threonine-protein kinase DCLK1. The record is from RefSeq and is a predicted model, not a curated record. Lineage: Eukaryota; Fungi; Ascomycota; Eurotiomycetes; Onygenales; Ajellomycetaceae. Gene Ontology annotation, biological process: protein phosphorylation; intracellular signal transduction; microtubule cytoskeleton organization. Gene Ontology annotation, molecular function: protein serine/threonine kinase activity; ATP binding; tau-protein kinase activity. Gene Ontology annotation, cellular component: cytoplasm. The transcript has a single exon. The coding region runs from base 440 to 2350 and encodes 636 amino acids.